Molecule: messenger RNA, 1677 nt
Organism: Fusarium vanettenii 77-13-4
Lineage: Eukaryota; Fungi; Ascomycota; Sordariomycetes; Hypocreales; Nectriaceae
Exons: 4
Coding region: 1-1677 (558 amino acids)
Biological process (GO): negative regulation of transcription by RNA polymerase II
Cellular component (GO): Sin3-type complex
Molecular function (GO): histone deacetylase binding
Source: RefSeq, a predicted model, not a curated record
AUGGCGGCGACCGCUACCGCGCCCCCGCCCCUCUCCUCACCCGCAGUUGGGGUUGUUGAUCAUGAGGACAGCAACAUCUCCAGCCCUCUCAGCGAGGUUGACACCAAGGACGACAACGACGAGGACAUUGAACAUAUGCAUCUUGACAAUGACGACGAAGACAGCACCAGGCCGAGCCCAAAGAAGAGGCCUCAUGCCGCCUCCGAUUCUGACAGCGUCCUCUCCGACGCCCACACCUCGGACGGCAACGUUACCGAGGCAGAGACUGAGCGGCUCUACGACACCCCGAGGCAUCAGCGACAGAGGGACGUCGUCGUAGACCAAUUCAACGAGGGUCAAGUCUUUGAACACACCCCGAGCAAGCUCCGAAGAACCGCCAACCUAGACGACCAUCACGACGACGAAUCCACAAUGGGAGACGAUGCCUCUAUAGGCUCCCCAACAAUCGGAAUAGAAUCCCCAUCGAAACCUGCGACAAAGCACGACGCGGCAUUGGAAGAUGACCAUAAGAAUGACUCCCAAGACCGCAAGCGAAAGCGCUCACCAGCCGCUGAUCAGUCAGAAACCGAGCAGCCACUUAGGAAGCGGACCAGCUCGGUCCCAGUGGCUGAUAUAGAGACUCCCCAGCAAGCUGAGGAUACAGUCAUGCACGAAGAUGAACCAACUCCGGCCAACGAGAGCAGCGGCACACAAACUCCUGCUGAAGAAGUGGAUGUUUCUCCACGAAAGAAGUCCACAGCCCGCGAGGAUGGGGCGGUAGAGCGCACAACUCGCGCGACAAAGAAGGGCACACGCGGAUCAAAACGCAAAGUGGCAGCCGCUACCGAGGCCGAUCAUGACACAGACAAUGGCAGCCAUGACGGGGCCCGUGAUAGUGCUCGGGGGACUGACGUAGAGCAACAUGGAGAGGAGCUGGAGGCUGAUGCGGACGAAGAGGUUGACGCAGCUACUGCACACGAUGAAGAGAUGGAGCGAAAACACGCAGCGUUUAAAGAUUGGACACAUAUCGAAGAGAUGUUUGGGGUAUUCAGAGACAGACUAUACAAGGACCGGCUUCAACGACUCGAGGAAGAGGAGCAGUCACUCAUCGCCAGCGUCCCAACACACCCCGAGUACCUUAACAUGAAGCAGUGCCUAGAUGACCGGUUGGAGCAGAAGCUCCGAGAGAUCAAUAAUGAGCUCGACUAUCGUGUCAAGGCACAUGAGAGGCGCGCAGUUGCUCAGCGAGCUCAAGUUUGGGGUCAAUACUAUCAGGCGGUACGAGAAAAGCGAGAAAAGACGCUGGAAGCUCUCAACCAGGAGUGGUACGACAUUCAAACAGCAAGACGAAGCGCGCAUAGCCUGCAAGAUUGCGGCCUGCUCUUCCCUAAGGAUCCUGCGCAGCGAGUACGGAAUGCCAUCGCCUACAACACCGAGGUUUCGACUCUGGCCAGCAUAGCCAAGUAUGAAGGAUUCCCUGCAGGGCCGGAAAUGACGGGAGCGACUCCUUCGGAACUUGAUGAUGACUUGGCUGCUAUUGAGACUGCUGAGCUGACUUGUGUAAGCGAGCCAAACGAGCCCGGCAAAAGCCACCACCACAGCGACGUGAAGAGUACUAUACGCCGCCAUUCGAUCGCCUUGGCCCUGCCGGUGAGCAAUUCCUCCGGGAGACGCCUUGGGCCAACCCAAACCACCUAG